This is a messenger RNA of Suncus etruscus (white-toothed pygmy shrew), 2290 nucleotides long. RefSeq names its product OTU deubiquitinase 3 (gene OTUD3). Gene Ontology annotation, molecular function: cysteine-type deubiquitinase activity. Gene Ontology annotation, biological process: protein deubiquitination. Lineage: Eukaryota; Metazoa; Chordata; Mammalia; Eulipotyphla; Soricidae. The transcript is spliced from 8 exons. The record is from RefSeq and is a predicted model, not a curated record. The coding region runs from base 1 to 1209 and encodes 402 amino acids.
AUGUCCCGGAAGCAGGCGGCGAAGAGCCGGCCGGGCAGCGGCCGCGGCGGCAAGGCGGACACGGAGCGCAAGCGGGACGAGCGGGCGGCGCGCCGGGCCCUGGCCAAGGAGCGGCGGAACCUGCGGCCCGAGUCCGGCUGCGGCGGCGGCGGCGGCGGCGAGGAGGAGUUCGUGAGCUUCGCCAACCAGCUGCAGGCCCUGGGGCUCAAGCUGCGGGAGGUGCCCGGGGACGGCAAUUGCCUGUUCAGAGCUCUUGGUGAUCAGUUGGAGGGACACUCACGAAAUCAUCUCAAGCACCGACAAGAGACUGUGGACUACAUGAUAAAGCAGCGGGGAGAUUUUGAACCCUUUGUAGAAGAUGACAUUCCUUUUGAGAAACAUGUGGCCAGUUUGGCAAAGCCUGGUACAUUUGCUGGCAAUGAUGCAAUUGUAGCCUUUGCAAGAAAUCAUCAAUUGAACGUGGUGAUUCAUCAACUUAAUGCCCCUUUGUGGCAGAUUCGUGGUACUGAGAAAAGCUACGUGCGGGAGUUACACAUUGCCUAUCGGUAUGGAGAGCACUAUGACAGUGUUCGGAGGAUCAAUGACAACUCGGAAGCCCCCGCACACCUCCAAACUGAUUUUCAGAUACUUCAUCAAGAUGAAUCAAAUAAAAGAGAGAAGAUUAAGACAAAGGGCAUUGACUUUGAAGGUGAUCAGAGAGAUGAAGUAGGAGAUGCUGUUCAGAAAGUUUACAGUGCAACCGGAUGUUCAGAUUUUAAUUUGAUCGUCCAAAACCUGGAAGCUGAAAAUUAUAAUAUUGAAUCUGCAAUAAUUGCUAUGCUUCAGAUGAACCAGGGAAAAAGAAAUAAUUCAGAGGAGAAUGUGGAGUCCAGUGGUCGAGUGCUGAAGCCAUGUGGUCCAUUAUGGGAGGAGGGCGGCAGUGGCGCCAAACUCUUUGGAAAUCAGGCCUUAAGUGAAUGCAGGACUGAAAACAGCCAGGCACAGACUAGCCCUAGUGAAGAAAACAAAGCAAAUAAGAAUCAGCUCCAAAAGGUCACAAACAGACAGAGGAGAGAACAACAGAGACUGGAGAAGAAGAAGCGGCAGGAGGAGCGGCAUCGCCACAAAGCCCUCGAGAGCAGGAGUAGCCACAGGGACAGUAACAGGAGUGAGGCAGACGUGAAUACACAGGUCACCUUGGUGAAGACCUUUGCUGCACUCAACAUCUGACUCUCAGCCUUCUGGGCAUCCUAAGAAGCGAGUGGAAAUGGGGAGCCGUAUACCAGACUUUCCAGUGAGGCCCUCCUUUUACAGACACGACCCUCCAAAUCUACAUAAGCUCACACACUGACUUAGUUUCCUUCAAGUUGCCUCUUUUUGUUCCAAAUUUUGUUAGUGAUAAUGCUUUGUUUUAUGAAAGUACAGUGAAGCCAUUCAUGUUCAAAUUAAAAUACUGAAUUAACGUAGCAGUAGAUAGGAUUAGGACAGAAAAGUUUUAUAUGUCUCCCCACAUCCCCUAAAGAAAUCAGAGUUCAGUCACCUUGGGAUCUUUCCUUUGUACUUGGCGCAAAUUUUGAGUAAUUGUUUAUAAAAUAGCUUAGAUUAAUUGUUGAUUAGAAAUUCGGAACAGUAAAUUCCUUCUUUUUUAUUUUAAACAGAUAUUAAUAUACAGAAUAGUUUAUAAACAUUCUCCAGCUCAGGAACAUGUUUAGUAUUACUUUCCUUCUAAUUCAAGUUAAUCCAGAAAAUAAUUGAAGAAGUAUUUUCCCAGAGUAAUUGGAUAUGGGGCUGUGGCCUAGAGUCAGAGUGGAAAUUUCACAGCUACCUUCUCUCAUUCCAAAUUCUGAGGUUACUUCAGAAGGGCUGCAGGUGCUGUUAGUGGUUUGUACUUGAGCCAGCUGAUAAAUGUGCUGACUGUUGACUGUUUUGCAGACUGUCGCUGGUAUUGAAUUUUUGGGGACUUGUUUUUUGACAAAGGGAAGACAGUAUGUUACUGCUUCUGGUAAAGUUCUGGGAUUCUGAUAAUAUGGAAUUCAUAGUGGUAGAAGGAGAAAUAAGGAGAUUGCUGAGGUUAUGCCUAAGAAGUCUAUAUAAGUUUGUUUUUUUUUUUUCUGGAGGGAAAUGUAUGGUAGAAUAUCUAAGGUUUUUUUAUGUUCACAAUUGAAGUAACUUAUUUUCUUUCUUACUAUUCUAGAUUUAGAAAGAUGCCUUGAGAGCGAAAUAAAAGGCAAAAUGACCUAUGGCUAAAUGUUUUAGUAUUACGAAAAUUAUGCACUUUCUUUCUUGAGGCUCAUUUUUUUUUUGUUUGUUU